ACCCAUUCUCACUGCCAAGUGAUCUUUCUUAGCCCCCAGGAGCAGCGCCAGGGAAAGGGAUGGGCAGGGGAAGGGCCCUGUCUGGGCUCAAAGCUUUGGGGGCACAAUGGAGAGUUUCUUUCUGUGAGAAACGUUGUUUACUGAUACAGACACAGGGAACUUGUUUUCAACAAUAUGCCUUUGAGUUCCAGCUUUGUUUAACACAGUUGUAAAGAGAGAGUAUUGCCUUUUUCUCUGGAUUCAGAGCUUUGACUUGCCUUUCUAAGGGAAGCUUGUUGUUUUGUUUUGUUUUUGAAGAUGGGGUCAUGCUGUGUUGCCCUGGAUGGUCUUGAGCUCAUGGGUUCAAGCUAACCUUCCAUCUCAGUUUCUGAAUGUCUGAAACUACCACUGUUUCCAGCUUCUGAAGAGUUUGUUCUAAGAGUUGACUUGUUGUGGGUGUCUGCUUACAGUCUUGGAAAUUGUAAAGGUGGUUGAUAGGAAAAAAAGAUGCCUGACUCUGAAACAGCCAGGAGGGUGAUGGUGGCAAGAGACUGACUCACCUUGAUUGCCAGUGGGCCUGCCUCAUGCCCGAUUCAGUGUUUUCCACUGUGAAAUGCCAUUGGCAUUGGGCAUACUGUAUCUUUGCUAUCCCCAAACUAGACUUGUGUGCUUUCUUGUGACUCUCGGACAAGGCUCUUCACGCUGUUAUGCCUUAGUGCUUCCUCAUUCUCAUUCAACAUCUGCUUCUUGCUGAGUCUUCAGAUAGGAGACCAGAAACUAGAGCAUCUAGCCCUACCCAUGGAAACUCAAGCCAAUCAUGUAUCUCAGGAACCUCAGGCCCUGCUUGAGAGUGCUCUUCCUUCUUCGAAAGUUCCUGCCUUUUCUGACAAGGACAGCCUGGGGGAUGAGAUGUUGGCAGCUGCACUCCUAAAGGCCAAGUCCCAGGAGUUGGUGACAUUUGAAGAUGUAGCUGUGUACUUUAUCCGGAAGGAGUGGAAGCGUUUGGAACCUGCUCAGAGGGAUCUCUAUAGGGAAGUGAUGCUAGAGAAUUAUGGGAAUGUAUUCUCACUGGAUGGUGAAUCCAGAACUAAAAAUGAUCAAGAAAUUUCUGAAGAUACAGGAUCACAUGGGGUGCUGUUGAGACGAUUCCAGAAGGAUAUUUCUCAGGGUCUUAAGUUUGAAGAAACCUAUGAACAAGAAGUUAGUCUAAAGAGGCAACUAGGGAACUCCUCUGGAGAAAGAUUGAAUAGGAAAAUACAAGAUUUUGGUCAUGUGACAGUUAAGGAAAAGCUUACCACUGUGGGAGAGAGAAAGGAGAAACAUAAUGAGUUUAGGAAUAGCUACACUGUGAAUUCCAACCUUAUUUCCCAUCAGAGACUUCUUAUGGGAGACAGACCCCAUAAGUGUGAUGAAUGUAACAAGAGCUUUAAUCGAACUUCAGACCUUAUUCAACAUCAGAGAAUCCACACUGGGGAAAAGCCCUAUGAAUGUACUGAAUGUGGGAAGGCUUUCAGCCAGAGUUCUCAUCUUAUUCAGCACCAGAGAAUCCACACUGGGGAGAAGCCUUAUGAAUGUAAUGAUUGUGGAAAGACCUUCAGUUGUAGCUCUGCUCUCAUUCUCCAUCGGAGGAUCCACACCGGGGAGAAACCUUAUGAAUGUAAUGAGUGUGGAAAAACUUUUAGCUGGAGCUCCACCCUGACUCACCAUCAGAGAAUCCACACUGGUGAAAAGCCCUAUGCCUGUAAUGAAUGUGGGAAGGCCUUUAGUAGGAGCUCUACCCUUAUUCAUCAUCAGAGAAUCCACACUGGAGAAAAACCUUAUGAAUGUAAUGAGUGUGGGAAGGCCUUCAGCCAGAGCUCACACCUCUAUCAGCAUCAGAGAAUUCACACUGGAGAGAAGCCCUACGAAUGUAUGGAAUGCGGAGGAAAGUUUACUUACAGUUCAGGCCUUAUUCAGCAUCAAAGAAUCCACACAGGGGAGAAUCCCUAUGAAUGUAGUGAGUGUGGGAAAGCCUUCAGGUAUAGCUCUGCUCUUGUUCGUCACCAGAGGAUUCACACUGGAGAGAAGCCUUUGAAUGUAACGGGUAUGAGCAAAAGUUCCCUCAGAGUUACUGCUGAAUUAAGUAUCAGAGAGUCUACAUGAAAGAGAGCCACAUACUAUUUUCCUCACUUCCCCUGAGUUGAAAGAGCUCUUGCCUUACUGCAUAAGUGUGAACAAGUUAGGAUGUGUCCCUUCCACCUCAGACCUUUCACUUUAGAAAAGGGACAGAUUGGGUGAUCAGCAACCUACUAGAUUUCUCAGCAGUGACACCAGCCUUUAAAAUCUGUAAGGCAAGCAGUGGAUAAAGUGCAGGGAACCGAAGGAAGCCUGGAGUCCAGUCAAACUUAUUUGGGUGGGAGAUUGCACUAACCCUUCUUCUUACACCAGAGGAGCCUUUCUUUCCAAGGUGGGGAGUGGAAGCUUAGUAGGAACAAAAUUCCAAGGAUUCCACUAGUUGGAAUCAUGUACAGUGAGCACAGAAGGCAGCAGAAAGAAUGUUCUGGGUCCUCCUAUUUGCUGGGAAGGGAAAUAGAGGCUGUAUUUCAAAUCCACUCUUCCCAAUUCAGCUUUAAGAUUUGUGUUGUUUCGUGAUUUUAUAACUUGGAGAAACUAGGUGUUGAGGGGUUUGCUAUUUUAUUGAGGAGGGGGAAAAGACCCCAGAGAGAAUUUCUGUGAUGACUGUAUCCUGUAGGGCUCUUGGCACAGCAAGACCACAAAUCCAAGAGCAACAUCCCCAGCCCUUUUUAAAAAUUUUUUAUUUUGCCUCAGCAUCUCACUAAGUUGCUUAGUGAGAUGGGCAGACCCCUCAUGGUCCUCUUGGUUGUAGUGGGACUGAAUGGGAAAGCCAUGUAAGCAGUGAAUAACCUGAGGGAACAGAUAAGAAGCAUACAGCAUUGGCCUCUGAUUCCUGUCCCCUCUCCCUCUUCCUACUCCUGUGAAGACAAGUAAUUUAAUCCCACCCUCUAGUUAUUAAGGAUGCUUUUGAGGAGCUCACUCUGCCAACCUAUUCUGUCUUCUGUCAUCUCUAAUAUCUGGCCUCAGCAAUCUGAACUCUCCUGACUCCACGUUGACUUCAGCCGCGGAGGAUUAAUGCAAAUAAAGAGAAAGCCCAGAGGAGGCAGGCUGUGGCUUGAGCCUGGUGGAGGGCUCCUGUUGGGUUAGGAUGGUGCUCCCUGAAUUUUCCUGGGCCAAGGGAUGAUCUUCCAUUGUGUUUCCCUGAUCCUGCUCAUCCUGUAGCAUUAAUGAAGUGCACUAUUAAACAGAAUAGUUUUUUCAGAAGGAGAUUUAGUGGGUUUUUUUUUUUUUUUUUUGUACAGGGACCGUAUUCAUUCAACUAAAACAGGACACAGUGACUAUAAGUGGAAUUUGAACAUUAAACUUGAUACAGACAGCAAUUUGUCUUUAAAUUGCAAACAUGAGAUUUCCCUUUCUCUCAGGCUCAUUCUUCUAAGACUGUCUCAGAAUCACUCCCACCCUCAUAUCCCAUUUAGAAUUUUAUGAGUUACAGAUAUUCUGUGUGGCACAAUACUUUUUUUUUUGUACCAGGGACACUUAACCACUGAAACACAUCCCCACCCCUUUUUAUUUUUUGAGACAAGUUCUCACUAAGUUGCUUAGGGCCUUGUUAAAUUGCUGAGGCUGGCCUCAAACUUGUGAUCCUCCUGCCUCAGCCUCCUGACUUACUGGGAUUACGUGGGUGUGCUACCAUGCCUGGCUGUGGUACAAUAUAUAAGACCAGCAACCAAAAAUAGAAUGGUGGUACUGGGGUAUGGGGUACCUGAGAAGAGAGUACUUGGUUGUUGGGUAGUCAUGGGCAAAUUUAGAUUUCUUGUUUUGCCUAUUUGCCCUAUGAAGGAUAGGUUGAAAAUCUGAAGAAAUUCAGAAAAUGUAUGGAGCUCUGGCCUAUUUGGAAAGUUUUGGAUUAUAUAUUGUGAUUGAUCAUCUGUUUUUAAUUUCACAAAACUAAUGAAACUGAUCAUUUUGAUUUUAAAAUUUAUUUUUUAUUAGAGAUUAAUGGUUACACAUAGCAGCUGGGUUCAUCCUGACAAACUCGUACAUGCCUGGAAAUCAAUUUCAGUUAGAUUCCCUUUUUCUUACCCAGUCGUUUUGACUUUUAAUAUUUGCCACAUAUUUGCAGAUUCACUUUAUUAUUCAAAGUGUGGGCUUGAAUUACCGAUAUUGGAAUUAUAGAUUUUUGAGCUCGAAGUCAGACCUAUAUGAUUCUGGGAAUAGAGUUAAAAUUUACACUGAGAAGGAAGAAAUAGUCAUGGAAUAGUUAAAAUUUUUAUUGCUGGGUAGAAGUUAAAGCUGAGCUAAAUCUUAGAAGACAGAGUGAGGAGGAAUUCAUUUUGUGCGUCUCUGGAAAAGACCUCUUAGCAGGUAAGAUAGCUGGGUGAUGGGUAGUCACUAAAUAUGAAGGCUUAGCUCCUCUGCUCAGAUGUGGAAACAGACUGAAAUCGCCCCAAAAGGAUCUUAUGACAAUUCUUCAGAAGGUCCUAGUAGGGCCUAUUGCUGAUCAUGGUGGUUAUGUGAAAAGUCAAGAUUUUUAAAAUAAUUUUGAAACUACAUUUUACUUUAUUUUCCUACAUAUCAUCCGUAUUUUCCAUGAUUUUUUUCUAUAAUCGUUGGAAUCUAUUUAUUCCCCAGGCUUCAACUAUCACCUCUAUGUAAAUGAGUCAUUAGACUGCAUGUGUGGUACUGAUCUCACAAGUUCAGUGUUGGGUCUCCAGCAUAGCAUUCACACUGGACUUGUUCAUUUCAAACUAGAUACGCCUUUCCCACUUAGUAUUCCCCUCAAAAUAUCUGUAAGCUCUUGAGUCAAAACCUGUAGUUUUCUUCAUACUCUGUAACCUCCCACAUCUAAGUAGCGUUGAGUCUUGAUGCAGGUUAGGUAAGCUUGGAGUGAGUGGAAAGAGAUUAUUUUCAGGGAAGUUUUCUGGGUUGAGGAAGAGAGUAGCUUUCCAGGUGAUGGUAACAGAAGCUAACACUUGGCCUUUCUCUGUGCUAGCCUUACUUGGCCCCUUUCCAAGUGUUUUUCAUAUAUUCAGUCAUUGGAUCCUCACAACAAUCUGUGUGAAGCAGGUGGGGUUGGUAUUUCCAAUUUAUAGACAAAAGCAGUUACCCAGUGAGCUAAGAUGGUGAGUUUAGAGAAUAGAUCUCCCCUGGGCUGCUCUGCUUGGUGGGUGUCUGGGCCACAUGGCCCAAAUGAUGGCUGUGAGGUGGGGAAACAUGGGAAGGUUGGCACUAUGUCAGUCUUAUUGUUGGAAACCUUUCAGUGGCUUCUCCCUUAUAGAAGAAUAAAAUGAUAGAAUAAAUUUAUAAAAUAAAAAUUCUAGCUCAGCCUUAGAGUCCAGGCUGUCCUUGAGCCGAUCUCUACACAUCAGAGUAACCUUAUGUCUUCUUGUUGCUCCUCUUGACAUAUGAAACAGCAAAAUAACAAAGCCUCAGAAACAUCCAACACUCAUGCCCAUGAGUUUGCCCACAGGCGUUCUUAUGUUUAGCUCUUCACAUGGAAUCAAUAAAAACCAGAGUCAAAGAAACCAUUUUUCGGGGGGCAGGGGUUGCUAGGGAUUUAGCUCAGGGGUGCUGAGCUACAUCCCUAACCCAUUUAUUUAUUUAUUUUGAUUUUUUUUUUUAAAUUUAUAGACAGAUUCUCACCAAGUUGAUUAUGGCCUCCAUAAGUUGCUGAGGCUGGCCUUUCUCUGUUACAGCUGCUGGGAUGGGAGGCUCUCUGUUGCACAGGGCAAAAGCAUACCUACCACUCCAGUGUUCAUCCUUCUAAUUACUGGAAAUUAAGUUGGGCUGAAUUCUACCUCCUUUUAAAUUCCUCUGGUAGCUUCUGAUGUUUUCUUCUCAACCUACACAAUGUAGUCAUUUGUAAAAAUAAAAGGGGCUGGGUUGUGGCUCAGUGAUAGAGGGCUUGCCUAGCAUGUGUGUGGCACUGCUUUCAACUCUCAGCACUGCAUAUAAAUAAAUGAAUAAAAUAAAGGUCCAUCAACAACUGAAGACAUAUUUUUAAAAAAUAAGAGGGACAAGAUUUGCAAGGACAUAUUCAGUCAUAGCAAAAAUAAUUUCAUUAUUGAUAGUUCCUCCCAUUCCAAAUCAUUCCUGUUAUUUGAAAUACAGCCCGAAGGAUUUUGACAAAGGAUAUGUUGCCAACUAAGAGAAAAGUCCAGUUUAAUCUGAACAUUUCAGGUAACAGAAGUAUGAACCAUGGAGUGGUGGAGAAGAGCAUCUUAAUGAACUGUUCCUUUUUAGUAAAAGAUUGUUUUUUAAAUCUCCCCAGAGAUUUUUAUUUAUACAUUGUUUUCUAGAGUUUAAUAAUUUUCUUCCACUUGAAAAAUAAAGCCCAGUUAGCUGCUU
Molecule: messenger RNA, 6381 nt
Organism: Ictidomys tridecemlineatus (thirteen-lined ground squirrel)
Lineage: Eukaryota; Metazoa; Chordata; Mammalia; Rodentia; Sciuridae
Source: RefSeq, a predicted model, not a curated record